Messenger RNA from Acanthamoeba castellanii str. Neff, 729 nucleotides. RefSeq lists its product as uncharacterized. NCBI's taxonomy places the organism in Eukaryota, Discosea, Longamoebia, Acanthamoebidae. The transcript is spliced from 2 exons. The coding region runs from base 1 to 729 and encodes 242 amino acids. The record is from RefSeq and is a predicted model, not a curated record.
AUGACCACCAACGCGACUCUGGUUGGCAGCCCCGAUCUCGUGGCGGCAUUGGCACGAGCGCGCUUUGCUCCAUGGCCGACCACUGAGACCAUUGUUAACGGAAUGCUCGUGGACACGAUCGAGCGCGCGAAUCCUGCAACGAGGGAACCGUUUUGGUUUGCGCUCGAACCUUUCAGUCCCAGGCUCAUCCCGACCCUCCAGGCUCUCCUCUCUCACGCCCCAAGGAGCCGUGUCCUCGACCAUUGGGAUGCCAAUCCGCCCACCGUCGCCCGCAACUCGCUGACGUAUGUGGCGGCCGCCCGACAUGCUCCAGACAAUCCCAUGGAACUGUCCGACUCUGCCGUGGACAGGGCAUUUGAUGUUAUCCAGGCGCUCCUCGAUGCGGGAUACACUCCCGACGAACCGGCCAUGCGCUUGCCCUACCCGCCCACCAACUGGGCGGCUCCAUUUUUGGCCUCGCAAGUGCCGCAAGAACACGAGUUUGACGGAAUCUAUUCUGAUGACGCGGCCGCGUACGCCUUUCUUGCCGCCCACGGUAGCCCGUGUGAUCGAAAGUGUGGGAAACACAUCGGCCGCCCGAUCCUAGAGCUCCUGCCCGAGCAUGAUCUCGCACGCCACGACCUAGAGGUAGGACAAGACUCUUUGGAUGCCGCGGCCGAAGCGCUGGCCCAUGUUUUGGAGAUAUACAACACUGCGCACGCGGUCAGAGUGUCAUCGUUGGGCGCGUGA